Molecule: messenger RNA, 357 nt
Organism: Echinostoma caproni
Lineage: Eukaryota; Metazoa; Platyhelminthes; Trematoda; Plagiorchiida; Echinostomatidae
Source: the annotation of a GenBank genome assembly
AUGAUGCAAGCAAUUCAAGUCCACCCUCCUCAUGAUGAGACAUGCUAUUGGGUGCGCAUUCGUUGUAUGGGAGCAAGUGCGGCACAAUCGAUUUGCUUACAAUCUUUGGAUGCUCUGCUUCAAGUGGAACAUGAGCCAAAGAACAAGGAAUUCUUUGAAAUGAUGCGUCUUCACAUGAUCUCAGAGCAUUACACAUUUUUGCAAGAUAUCGAGCGAUGUAGUCGUACACGCGAAAUCGUACAAGAAACGAAAUCAGAAGAACUGCGCAACGCCUACAACGAUUGCAUUCACGCACUUCGUCAAUUCCGUAACGGACACUAUGGCUUGGUCACCCAGUAUGCCUUCAUGUUCGAUUAG